Molecule: messenger RNA, 621 nt
Organism: Acanthisitta chloris (rifleman)
Lineage: Eukaryota; Metazoa; Chordata; Aves; Passeriformes; Acanthisittidae
Gene: MOB3B
Product: MOB kinase activator 3B
Exons: 2
Biological process (GO): positive regulation of protein phosphorylation; signal transduction
Cellular component (GO): nucleus; cytoplasm
Molecular function (GO): protein kinase activator activity
Source: RefSeq, a predicted model, not a curated record
AUGGCCAUAGCACUUAAGCAAGUCUUCCUUAAAGAUAAGACUUUCCGCCCAAAGCGCAAGUUUGAACCUGGAACCGAGAGGUUUGAACUUCACAAACGAGCGCAGGCAUCUCUCAGGUCAGGUGUGGACUUGAAAGCAGCUGUGCAGUUGCCCAGUGGAGAAGACCUAAAUGACUGGGUGGCAGUUCAUGUUGUUGACUUCUUCAACAGGAUCAACCUCAUUUAUGGAACUAUAUGUGAGUUCUGCACAGAGAGGGUCUGCCCAGUGAUGUCUGGAGGCCCUAAGUAUGAGUACCGGUGGCAGGAUGACUUGAAGUACAAGAAGCCCACUGCGUUGCCAGCACCCCAAUAUAUGAAUCUUUUGAUGGAUUGGAUCGAGAUGAAAAUCAACAAUGAGGAUAUAUUUCCUACGAGUGUAGGUGUUCCCUUUCCAAAGAACUUUCUUCAGGUCUGCAAGAAGAUACUCUCUCGGCUUUUUCGGGUGUUUGUUCAUGUCUACAUCCAUCACUUCGACCGUAUCGUGCUGAUGGGGGCUGAGGCACAUGUCAAUACCUGUUACAAGCAUUUUUAUUACUUCGUGACAGAGCUCAACCUCAUAGACAGCAAAGAACUAGAGCCUUUG